AUGGAUGUUGAUACUCAAAAACCUAACAAGUAUUCUUCUGAAUAUCAUACAGUCUACUUGUCACGAUCUAAUAAAACAUCAAAACAAGAUUUUCAAUCAAUUGAAUCUAACGAUGAUAAGGAUAACUCUUCAGAAUCUGAAGCAAUUGUCUAUAUAUCAGAUUUACCACUAAAUAUUGAAGACGAUGUUCAAUUACAUCGUUUAAUUGAAACUCGACUAGAAAAAACUUUUCAAAUAAUACCAAUUAGUGUUCAAUGUUAUCCAAAAUUAGGUGUUGGUUUUAUGUGUGUUCGUAAUAAUGAUAUAAAAAAUCGUUUAGUUAAUGAUAUUCAACGAAUUGUAUUAGAUUCAACAAGAGAUACAUCAUUAAUAUCAUUUAAUGAUACAAUUGAAAUUAUAUCAUAUAUUGUUAUUGAUAUAACAAAUGAAAAAAAUGAUAUUGAUUUACCUAAACCUAAUGAAAUUCGUAAUCGAUGGAUUGAUCUUUAUCAUGGUGAAAAAUCUAUUUCAUGUGAACAAAUAAGUGUUCAAUUUCCUAAUAUAUAUCGCAUUAUUUCAUAUUCAUUUGAUGAUUUACUUAAUGCUAUGUCAAAUAGAGAUUUUUUAAUUAAUAAUUUAAUUGCUCGAGUUUAUAUUGCUGCAGAUUGUAGUUAUUUUGAAGAUUUACCAAAAUCAACAACAAAAGAACAAUUAGAAAAAGCAAUAUGUUCUUCAAUAGGAAAACAAAAUAUAUCAUCAUUAUCGCUUUAUAUUGAAUUAAAUAAACAAACUAAUAAUGCAUGUAUUAUAGCUACCGAUCAAGCUCGAAGUUGGUCAACAAAAAGUUUUCUUUAUCUUAAUGAUAAACCAAUGUCAAAAAAAGAAAAUUUAACUUGUCGUUUACUUAUUCAUCCAAUAUCAGACAUUCACAAUGAUGUUGAUGAGAUUUUAGAUGAGAAAAUAUUUGAUGGACAAGCAACAAUUAUAGAAAGGCGAGAUAAAAAUCUUGUUCUUGAAAUAUCGAAUAAAAAGAUUUAUGAUAAUUGUUUAACUGUUGGAGUUCUUAGUAUUAAAGAUAAACCAAGAUUAAAAAUGGAAGUUUAUACAACAUUAAAUAAUCCCGAAGAUCAAGAAAUUGAUCUUGAUACAUGGUAUCAAUAUGAUAUGAUUCGCUAUAAACCUGAUAUUAUGCAAUUUAUUGUUGAUCUUGAUCAUCCUAUUUUUCGUUAUAAAUGGAAUCCAGAUAUAUGGUUUGAACAAUUUCAAAAUUCAAAACCGCAAAAUCAUUCAACUAAUUUUAAUUCUAGACAUCAUUCAAAUUUAUCAUCAGAUAAAAUUCGUCAUUUACUUCAAAUGACAGUUAUGUUAAAUACAAUUGGAGUUAUUAGAAAAAAAAGUUAUUUUAUUAAAAAUAAACAAAUUAAUUUACAUUUAAAUCCAAAAUUAAAAACAAUUAUUUAUAAUCAUGAUUCACUAUUGGAACAUGGUCAAACAGUACAAUUAACAACAACUCCUUAUACAGAAACAAAAGUUAAAGUAAUAAAUGAAGAUUGUGUAACUGUAUAUGGAAAUUGUUGUAAAGAUUAUAAAAAACCACUUUUAUUAAAUAUGGCUAAUGCAACAAGUCCAGGUGGUGGUUAUAGAAAAGGUGAUGGAGCACAAGAAGAAAAUCUUUUUCGUCGAUCAGAUUAUUUUCGAAGUCUUGAUGUUGAUCUCGAUCGUAUACAAGAAGAAACACCAGAACGAUUUAUUUGUUCAUCUGAUGAAAAAUGGGAAACAUUUAAAUCUGGAUCAAUUCCACAAAAUAUUAUUGAUUGGAUUUGUACUGUACAACCAGUUCAUCGAUGUCGACGAGAAAUAUUUGAAUCAAUACUUCUUCAUGGACAUGUUAUGAGUAGAGAUUAUAUGGAACAACUAAGAUUUCCAGAAAAAGUUGUUACAUCUGUUUUUCAACAUAGUGAAAUACGAAGAAUUCAAUGUUUAAAAGAGAGAAACGUCGCUCAACAUGUUAGAGAAUAUAUUGAAGCAUUAGUCAAUGAAGAAUUUGCUAAAAAACGUUAUGAAGUGAUAAAUAUGGAUGAGACUCAAGCUGGGAAUCAAUUAUUAUCUUCUGAAAUGGACACAAUGAAAUCUCGUGAAGAUUUAAUAAAAAGUAAAGAAGUUAUUCUAUCGAAUGUAAUAUCUCUCGAAGAAAUAAACACAAUUAAAACAAAAGCUAUUGAAAUAGCUCAAGCUUCUAUUAAACUUCAUUCAAAUCCAGCUGGUAUUGGUUAUGAACGUGAUAAAGAUUUAGGUACAAAUAAAAGUGUUUUUAGUGUUCUUGGACCUCAUUUAGGACACUAUUAUGGAGAUGUAUUUAUUGUUUUCAAACGAGAAAUUCUUCACCAUCCAGAUGCAAACUUUUCACUUCAAGCAGCAACAUCAUAUGCUAGUGGUAAUUGUUUUAGUUGGCGACCUUGGUUGCGCAGUGACUCGACUUCUAACGAUGAUGGAGUCAAUUUAUUUCAUAAAACAAAAUUACAUGCUGCAAUAACAGGUUAUGAAUAUGCAACUGCACUUGAACUGAUUGCUAUGAUGAGUCAGAGUUUAAAGAAAAAGUCAAUGAAUAUUAAUUUAGAUACAAUUCUUAAACAUUGGCUUACUCGAGAUUCUCAUACGGUCAUUGAAGCUCAUUUACCUCAACUUAUUCCACUUGAUUAUAUUGAUCAUAUUUAUAUGUCACAGAACAUAUUCGAUUCAUUAAGUACUAAUACACGAAAAUUUAUUGAUGUUACUUUCAAAGGUCGUAUUACUAAAACAUCACAUGAAAUUGAACUUGAUCGAUUCGAAGGACCAUUCGGUCCUAAACCUGAUUCAAAAAUUCGAAUAGAAUAUCAAGAUUUUGUUAUAAAAGAUAUAAUUGAAAAAUAUGGUCAACGUGAUAUUCAUUCUAUUUCGAGACCUAUUCAAGGAACUAUUAUAACAAUACCUUCAAGUGAUCUUACUGAUCAUUAUGUUUUACCUAUAACAAUAUCACAAGCAUAUAAACAAUAUAAAGUUGAUUAUUCAAAUGUUUCAAGUGAUGAUAUUCCAUUUUAUAUCUAUUGGCAAGUUAUGAAUGGUGAUAUGAUGUUAACAUUAUCAAAUGAACAAAUUAAUACAGGAAAACAACAACCUAAUCUACGUUGUUUAAUAUCUUAUAUAGCUGAAAAACCAUCAACAAAAGAUUUUCAUUAUCAUGAAAAUGAAUCUUAUUUAUAUAAUGGUCGACCAUUUCAACAUGAAUUUGUUAUUAAUGGAACUAAAUAUGCAAUUAAAUCUCGAUCAUUUUAUAUUGGAUGUAAUACAGAUGAUUUUAUGACAUUUUGUCUUGAAAUUCAACGUUCAACAGGUAAAGUUAUUUUAUCUCAUGCAGGUCCUAAUUCAAUAUAUAAUCAUGAACAAAUUUCUUCAACAUUUUCAAAAUCUGAUCUUGAUCUUAAUCAAUUAAAUUAUAUUCAUGUUAGUGCUCGAGCUCGUACAGUACCUAUUCGAAAUGUAUUCGUUACUUUCGAAAAACAGCCUAAACCUCUCGAUGAAACUGAUAGCAAUGUUCAAUUGGAUUCAUCCGGUCUUCCAGAUAACAGUUCUGACAAUAAUAAUACAACAAUAUUAUCAACAAAAGACACAGUAAACCAACAAGAUCAAAGUUCAGUAAAUAUUCUUCUAAUAUGUAUACGAUAUUCUUGGUUAAUUUUAUUGAUUCUUCUCUGUGAAUCAUUUACAAGUUAUGAAUAUUCUUCAAAUUAUAUUCAAAAUUAUCAACAAAUUAAACAAAUUAUGCGAGAUUGGUGUAUAAAACAUGGAAUUAGACGUGAAUUUCGUUGGUUCAUUAUACUAACAAUACCAUUUCUAUUAGAUUUAGUUUUAACAAGAUUCUUUUAUCCCCUAUUAUUACCAGUUUUAUUUAUUAUUCAAUAUAAUUGGUUGAUUUUAAUUUUUAUUCUUGAUGGAAUGAUAAUUAAACAAAAAUAUUUUCUAAAUUUUACUAGAAAAUAUCAAGAAAUAAAAACAAACAUUGAUAAUUAUCUUUCAUAUAAUCUUGAUGCAAAAUAUACAAAACUAAGACGACGAUUAAGUCAUUGGCAUAGAAAUGAUAAUUUUGAAAAUAGAGUAAUUCUUUUUUCAAUAUUAAUUGGUCCACUUAUUAUACAAAUAUUAUUUCUUUUUGCUAUACCAAUUUUAAAAUUUAUUUUAUUAAAUUUAUGGAAAUCAUUAAUAUAUAUAAUAUAUUAUAGUUGGGUACUUUUAAUAGUUUUAAUAACUGAAUCGAUUAUUAUUAAACAUCAAUAUUUUCCAAAAUAUAUUAAAUUAUAUGAUGCUUUAAAAAAGGACAUAAUUCAAUGGAGCAAAGAUAACAAAUUUCGAAGAGUACUCAUGUUGAUUUCUAUUUUUAUCAGUCCAUUUAUAUUAGAAAUGUGCUUUAUAUGGUUUGUACCAAUGAUAAAAUUAGUUUUUUUUCUUUUAUGGCAAUUAUGUCAAUUAAUAACUAUUUAUUGUUGGCCAAUAUUAAUAAUAAUUAUUAGUGAAAUUUUAAAAGAAAAUAAAAUAUUUUCAAGUUAUACAAAACACUAUGAAUUAAUAUCAGAAAAAAUUCAACAUUGGAUCGGACAAAAACAUUGUAAAAUUCGAUCGAUGACAAUACGAGAGAUCUUAUUGUUUCUUUUAACAAAAUUAUUUUUAUUUAUGAUUCGAUAUUGUUGGUUAAUAUUAAUAAUUGCGAUUAGUGCAAUUUUACACAAUAAUAAAAUAUUUCUAAGUUAUACUAAAAAAUUUGAUUCAUUUAUGAUUAAAAUCGAUCGUUGGACUGGACAGAGUAAGAUAAAAAACGGCAUAGUCUUUAUUUUGAUCCUAGGUUUACCUGCUUUAUGUGAACAUUGUAAAAUUGGUUCAUUAUCAAUCAGAGAAAUUUUUAUCUAUCUUUUAAUAAAAUUGUUUGUAUUCAUCAUUCGUUAUUGUUGGUUAGUAUUGAUAAUUAUUGUUAGUUCGAUCUUAAAAGACUAUAAUAUGUUUCCAAGUUAUAUAGAAAAAUGUGAUUUGCUUGCCGAUAAACUUGAGCAUUGGGCUCAUAAUAACAAGUUAAGAGGCAUAGCCAUUCAUGCUUUUAUUUUAUUCACUCCAUUUACAUUAGAAAUGGUUUUUAUUUGGUUUUUACCAUUGAUGAAAUUACUCCUCUAUCUUUUAUGGAAAAUAUUUCUGUUUUUAAUUCAUUAUUUUUGGUGUGUAUUAUUAGUGUUUAUUUGUGAAAUUUUAGAAGAAAGCGAUAUAUGUCCGAAUUG
Rotaria sp. Silwood1 is the source of this 5276-nucleotide messenger RNA. NCBI's taxonomy places the organism in Eukaryota, Metazoa, Rotifera, Eurotatoria, Philodinida, Philodinidae. The record is from the annotation of a GenBank genome assembly.